CGCUGCAUUACCUAAAGUAGCAUAAAGAGUGUCAACAAUUUAUAAAGGCUGGUCCAGUUUGAGUUGAACAGCGGUUUUAAAACCAUAGAUACAUUAAUUUAUUAUUAAAACUCUGUUUGCUAAACAUGAAGGUCCUUAACAAAGACGAGCUUCAGAUCGCUGAAGAAGUUCUGCUGAAACACUUACCGAAGAGUUACAAGGUCUACGGUUUCCUAUAUGGCAUUAACAGGAACAAACCAAGUACUUUGGAGGUGGUUGUUGAUAAAUGGCCAGAUUUUAAAGUUAUUAUUUGCCGACCUGAUCCCAAGAAUAAACGCGCCCUGGAGUUCAUGAAAAAGGUGACAGUAUACAGUACAGAUGAAGAGGUUUUAAGGAAAGUGUUGAGAGAAGAAAAGGCAGUUGACUGGAGCACUUAUUUCCUCGUUGGGGGAUUUGACAUUUUCUACGCUCCCAUACUCAAAGAAGUGUCAGCUGAAAGAGACAUCAACAACAGAGGGUACACUUUGGUGCAUCUUCUUUACUUGCCAGACAUCAGCUGUUUGCUCAUGCCAGAGGUUGACAGUGAGCUUCAUUCAAGGAUUUCAUCUCUUAAUCUUUCACAUGCUGACUUGGUGAAUAAAACCUGGAAGUUUGGAGGCAACGAACAGGGUCACAGGAACAUUGAAAACCUGAUCAGCAACUUUCCAUCCUCCUGCAUCACAGACGUCCAGGGUCAGCCAGUGUCCUGGAUGCUGGUGUAUGAUUACUGUGCUUUAGGCAUUUUGUACACUUUGCCAGAGCACAGGGGAAAAGGCUAUGCCAAAGUGUUGGUCAGCAUCAUGGCAAAAAAACUCCAUGCUGAAGGUUAUCCUGUUUAUUGCUUCAUAGAAGAGGACAACACAGUGUCCCACACACUAUUUAAGAACAUGGGGUUCAUUGAAGAUGCCUCUUACAGGGCAGCAUGGUUUGAGUUCAAGUUUUGAUCUCGUAAACACAAGGAAGAAGUGACCAUUAAUGACCAUUCCCCCAUUGGGGAAAAAUUGUAGAUGUGUUGAAAUGUGAUGAAAAUAAAAAAUAAGCCAAAGGUUUUCCAUUAGAUAUUCAAUGUUGUAAAUGUUUGUAGUCAUUUCAUUCAUUUGGUCUAUGAGUGUAACUUUUAUUGGUCACAGAUUACAUUUAAGCUCCCCAAAGCAUGGGUCAAAACCAAAGUUUUUACAAUAUUGAUACCCCAUGCACAAAUGAAAAAUGUCAUGUCAGUGGUUUUAUUUCAUGCAUAUCUUGAUUUCUGUUUCACAUGGAGUGUGUUCUUUUAACAAUCUGCAAGCUUUAGUAAGUUUUCAUUGAGAACUUUGCACAGGUUCAAUCUCUGCACUUUUCAGUGUCUUUUAUUAUCCCCUCAAUUUUUAUAGGCUAAAUAAAAGUUACAGUUCUGAGACAAUUUUAAACUUUUCCCCCAAACAUUUAACUCAUUUCCAGAAAGUGUGGGUCAGUUUCUCAAAACUGUAAACACAAUCCCAAAAGUGUUAACUAUUUUGCAAAAACAUCAAAGAUCUCUUGCAAAAUCAAACACUUCUUGUUCUUGAAGAUAAUUCAAAGAUGAAGAUGUAAAAAUCACAAUACCACCACAUGUGAUGACUGUAUAAAAUUAAUUUGAUGAGAAUGCUGAACAGAUAAAACUUGAUGCGAUUGUGAUUUUGCUUAAAGCUGUUUUCUCAUUGUCAAUAAAUUACAAGUCUCUGUGCAACAGUGAUUAAACUUAGUAAACA
Messenger RNA from Melanotaenia boesemani (Boeseman's rainbowfish), 1745 nucleotides. RefSeq lists its product as uncharacterized. The transcript has 5 exons. Bases 126 to 962 code for a protein of 278 amino acids. NCBI's taxonomy places the organism in Eukaryota, Metazoa, Chordata, Actinopteri, Atheriniformes, Melanotaeniidae. The record is from RefSeq and is a predicted model, not a curated record. Gene Ontology annotation, molecular function: glycine N-acyltransferase activity. Gene Ontology annotation, cellular component: mitochondrion.